This is a messenger RNA of Haemonchus placei, 498 nucleotides long. The record is from the annotation of a GenBank genome assembly. Lineage: Eukaryota; Metazoa; Nematoda; Chromadorea; Rhabditida; Trichostrongylidae.
AUGGCGUCUACCGAUUUCUUAUUCAUCGAUACCUUCCUACGACACUACCCGUCUGUUCGUCAACAAAUUGUGGACUAGACUUUGGGCCCAAACUAUGACGUCAGCAGUGGCCCGACUCCAUACUGAGAUGUUGGACAAGCUAAGAUCGGAGGCUCAAAAAUCAUACCCAAAGGGAACAGGCUCCCGAACCGGAGGCUAGAGCUCCGGAUCAAGGCUCUAGCAAGGACGAAACAUCGAAGUCGGGUACGAUAAAUACGUAUAGAGUGGAUUCUUCUCUCGGGCCAUCCGGCAGCGGCAGACGUUCUCCGGAAAUCAUUCGUAGCCAUUUUUGUAGAGACGAUCUCGUCGGCUCUGACGAUCUCAUCGGCUCAAAAAGUACCUCGAAGACUCAAAACGUACUUCGACAGCUCGAGAUGCCCUAAGGGCUCAAGGUUUUAUGGCAUUGUCUUCGCCUCGUUUUUAUUAGGAAUUGUCUUCUACACCAGUCUUGCCUAUUAG